Molecule: messenger RNA, 1518 nt
Organism: Penicillium samsonianum
Lineage: Eukaryota; Fungi; Ascomycota; Eurotiomycetes; Eurotiales; Aspergillaceae
Exons: 3
Coding region: 1-1518 (505 amino acids)
Biological process (GO): transmembrane transport; carbohydrate transport
Cellular component (GO): membrane
Molecular function (GO): carbohydrate:proton symporter activity
Source: RefSeq, a predicted model, not a curated record
AUGGCGACAAAGGAAGAUACAAUGGAGAAGGAGCCCCCUAUGGAGGCAUUCAAGCUCCUACCGAACAACACAAAUCCAAACUGGAUCAAAGAUAGGGGACUCCGUAAAUUGAAUUUGGGUAUUGUGUUCAUGUUCUGCACUUCUUCUUCGGCUGGAUACAUUGGAAGUCUUGUGAAUAGCUUGCUUGUGCUACCUGAGUUUGGUGCCAUCAUUGGCGGACUAGAUCCCAAUAUUGUUGGCCUGAUCAUUGCUGCCACCUCUCUAGGGGCGUUGGUCUCUUUUGCACCAGCCUCUUAUAUUGCGGAUACGUUCGGACGCAAGACGUGUGUUUGUAUUGGAUCUAGCAUUGCGAUCGUGGCAGCGAUCAUUCAAACCGCAAUCAAAAACCACUGGGCCUUUUUUGGCACGAGAGUCUUGUCGGGUAUAGGGAUGGGAAUUAUGCAGACUGCAGCUCCUCUUCUGGCAACUGAGAUCGCACACCCUCGGCAGCGACAGACGGCCACAUCGCUCUACAAUGCCUUCUGGGGUUUGGGCGCCAUUAGCGCGGCAACGGUUACAUAUGCAACUAUAGGCAUAGCCAACAGUUGGUCGUGGAGAAUUCCUUGUCUACUACAGAUAUCAUAUCCGUUGUUCCAGAUCCUAGGGCUGAUCAUGUUUGUACCCGAAAGCCCGAGGUGGCUUGUAUCCAAAGGCAGGACAGAAGAAGCCCUGGCUAUCCUGGAGAAGUACCAUGCGAAUGGAGACACAGACGAUGAGCUGGUCCAGUAUGAAUACCGUUUGAUAUGCAGCACGAUCACAGCCGAGAUCAACAGUACCAGGAAUUGGAGCUCCUUCUUCUCGUCAAAAGGCGAUAUGCACCGAUUGGCCAUCUGUGUAUUGGUUGGGCUCAUGCAAGAAUGGGCUGGAAAUGGAAUCCUGUCCUACUACCUCGCGCCGAUUCUGGAAUCAGUGGGAAUCACCAAGGCAGCCGACCAAGCAGCUGUUAAUGUCAGCCUCAAUGUCUGGAACUUCCUCCUUGCGGCAGCCGGUGCACUUGCAUCGGAGCGAUACGGCCGCCGUAUUCUAUGGCUUAUUUCCACGUGGGGCAUGAUCGUAUUCCUGUCCAUGUCCACACUGGCCGCUGGACUCUUUGCCGAAAGGCAUCUUCCUGCUGCUGGAAUAGCAGUAGUCCCGCUCCUAUUUCUCUUUUUUGGUGCAUACGACAUCGCUUAUGCGCCUUUGUUCAUCUCGUAUCCAGCUGAGAUCCUGCCCUUCCAACUGCGUGCCAAGGGCAUUGCUGUCACCCUUUCAGUGGAUGCUGUGGCGUGCUUUUUCAACCAAUAUGUUAACCCGGUGGCGUUUACGGCGAUUGCAUGGAAGUACUACUGUGUCUUUCUUGGCUGUUUGGUAGUAUUUUUGGGUCUUAUAUAUUUACUCUUCCCUGAGACAAAAGGGCGGUCUUUGGAAGAGGUUGCUAUGAUUUUCGACAAGGAAAACGAAUUGGAGAGUGAUAGGAAAAAGAAGACAGAGACAAGAUAG